UUUCCUCUCGCCGCUAAGCCAGGUGGUUCCUCAAUUUAUCUCCUCUAUAAAUUCCCACAACCCCCGCCUUUCUUCUCCAUCACAGCAACAAAAAUUCAGAGUUCAAACAAAGCACUAAGCAAGCACAAAUUCAAAGCGUGAAUUCCAGCCAGCAGGAAGAGAAACAUGGACGUGAGAAUCGCGGGUUUGGAUUCCCCACUCUUCUCCACACUGCAGCACAUGAUGGACUUCGCGGACGAGCCUGAGAAAUCGUUCAACGCCCCCACCCGCACCUACGUCCGCGACGCCAAGGCCAUGGCCUCCACGCCGGCGGACGUCAAGGAGUAUCCCAACUCCUACGUCUUCGUCGUGGACAUGCCAGGCCUCAAGUCCGGAGACAUCAAGGUCCAGGUGGAGGACGACAAUGUGCUUCUGGUAUCCGGCGAGAGGAAGAGGGCGGAGGAGAAGGAGGGGGCUAAGUAUGUCAGGAUGGAGAGGAGAGUCGGCAAGUUUAUGAGGAAGUUUGUACUGCCUGAGAAUGCUAAUGUGGAAGCCAUUUCUGCUGUUUGCCAAGAUGGGGUCCUGACUGUGACUGUGGAGAAGCUGCCUCCGCCUGAGCCAAAGAAGCCCAAGACCAUUGAGGUCAAGAUUGCUUGAGGAGUUUUCUCUGAGAUCUGGGUUUAUGAGCUUCAUUAUGAUUAUAGCUUAUGAUAAGGGCAUGGGUAGGUUUUAAGGCCUUUUGGUAAUAGUCCGAUGUGUUUCAUUUUCUUGUUUGUUUGUGUUCUGGUGUGCUAAUCUUUUGCAUUUUCUGAUCAGUUGUGAUGUGCGGUUUUUAUCAAUGAAGCAUAUGUUUGUAAUA
Molecule: messenger RNA, 838 nt
Organism: Prunus avium (sweet cherry)
Lineage: Eukaryota; Viridiplantae; Streptophyta; Magnoliopsida; Rosales; Rosaceae
Product: 17.1 kDa class II heat shock protein
Source: RefSeq, a predicted model, not a curated record